GGCUUUUGAACGUAGUGUUGUUGCGACGCCGCGGCGGACACAACGUGUUGUGCUCGUGUUUAGUGCUUGUUUAUACUUCACCACACGAUGCUUCUAUAAAUAUAACACACAUUUACAUUAGUCAGCUGAGUGUUUUCAACUAAGAGGUCUAAUUUAAACCAAUUUUAUUUAUAAUAUUUAGUAAUGAGACCAAGCACAGAGGAGGGCGUGGAGCCGCCGCAGAUCGUGGUGCUGGACGGGGGCUUCUCGACUCAGCUGUCGUGCCACGUGGGCCACGUCAUCGACGGGGACCCGCUGUGGAGUGCGCGCUUCUUGCACACGCAUCCCAACGAAGUUGUCAACACACACCUUGACUUCCUCAGAGCGGGAGCUCAUUUAAUAAUAACAAACACGUAUCAAGCAUCACUGGACGGAUUCGUGGAGCACCUAGGCGUGUCGCCGGAGCAGGGCUACGAGCUCAUAGUGCGCGCGGUAGAGCUCGCCAAACGCGCACGAUCUCUUUAUUUAGAAGAAUAUAGAGACUGCAUUCAAGAUGAUCACGUGCCUCUGGUGGUGGGCUCAGUGGGUCCAUACGGCGCUCAUCUGCACGACGGAUCUGAAUAUGACGGCAGCUACGCCGAUACUACAACUGUUCAGACAAUGCGGGAAUGGCAUCGGCCCAGAAUCCAAGCUCUAGUGGAGGCCGGCGUGGACCUACUCGCCUUAGAAACAAUACCCUGCCAAGAGGAGGCCGAAAUGUUAUGCGACCUGUUGAGAGAGUUCCCCAAUGUUAAAGCUUGGCUUGCAUUCAGUUGUAAGGAUAACCAAAGUAUAGCACACGGCGAAAGCUUCCAGAAAGUGGCAAAAAAAUGUUGGGAAGCGAAUCCGGAUCAAUUAGUCGCUGUGGGGGUAAACUGCUGCGCCCCCUCCUACGUGUCCACACUGCUGAAGGGAAUCAAUGACGAUCGGCCGCACGACCCCAUCCCCUUGAUUGUUUAUCCCAACUCAGGCGAGAAAUACAAUCCGCAAAUAGGAUGGAUAGACCGUGACAAAUGCGAGGCUGUGGAGGUAUUUAUUCAGGAGUGGUUGGACCUGGGCGUGCGGUACGUGGGCGGCUGCUGCAGGACCUACGCCACCGAUGUGUCGCGUAUCCGCAAUCAGGUGCACUGCUGGCGAGACCGCCGACGCUUCCACGUCAAGUACCAAGACAAUCUCAAUAGUAAUAGUGUACACUGAAACAACUAGUACCUUUAUAUGUUUAAGUUGU
This is a messenger RNA of Papilio machaon (common yellow swallowtail), 1246 nucleotides long. RefSeq names its product homocysteine S-methyltransferase. The transcript has 7 exons. The coding region runs from base 184 to 1215 and encodes 343 amino acids. NCBI's taxonomy places the organism in Eukaryota, Metazoa, Arthropoda, Insecta, Lepidoptera, Papilionidae. The record is from RefSeq and is a predicted model, not a curated record. Gene Ontology annotation, molecular function: zinc ion binding; S-adenosylmethionine-homocysteine S-methyltransferase activity. Gene Ontology annotation, biological process: S-methylmethionine cycle.